Messenger RNA from Geosmithia morbida, 1515 nucleotides. Its product is annotated as FAD/FMN-containing dehydrogenase. Lineage: Eukaryota; Fungi; Ascomycota; Sordariomycetes; Hypocreales; Bionectriaceae. Bases 1 to 1515 code for a protein of 504 amino acids. Gene Ontology annotation, molecular function: FAD binding. The transcript has 6 exons. The record is from RefSeq and is a predicted model, not a curated record.
AUGGUCUUCCCUAUAUCGUUCAGGAGAGCCCUGUGGGCGUCCGCUGCUGCCCUCGGCGCCGCGGCUGCCGCGGACCCGACCGCGUCGACGACGGGAGCGUGCGACGAGCUCGCGUCCUCCCUGCCGGACCGCGUCUGGACGGAGCCGUCGGUCGAGUACUUGUCCGAGUCCAACGCGUACUGGUCCACGGCGCUGCGCGGCCUCAAGCCGGCCUGCAUCGUCCUGCCCCGGUCCGUCGAGGAGGUCUCCGUCGCCGUCAAGGUGCUCGGCAGCCACCCCGACGUCCAGUUCGCCGUCAAGAGCGGCGGGCACACGCCCAACCAGCGGCACUCGACCGUCCUGGACGGUGUCCUGAUCUCCACCAAGCAUCUCUCCGGCGUCACCUAUCGCCCGGAUGAGCAGCUGGCCUACGUCAAGCCCGGAGGUGAUUGGAACGACGUCAUCGGCUCACUCGAGGAGCACGGCGUGACUAUUGUCGGUGGACGUCUGGGUAUUGUCGGUGUAGCUGGCUACCUAUUACAGGGAGGCAUUUCCUUCCUAUCGGCCCAGUAUGGCCUGGCUGCAGACAACAUCGUAGCCUGGGAAAUGGUCGCCGCCAAUGGCACAAUCCUCAACGUCAAGGCAUCCGAGAAUCCAGACUUGGCUGUCGCCCUGAGAGGAAGCGGCAGCCAGCUAGGCAUCGUCACCCAGUUCACCGUCAAGACGCACGAGAUCGGUCAGGUCUGGGGUGGCCUGCGAACAUACGGAGACGACAAGGCCGAUGAGAUCUUCGCCGCUCUGCACGGUUACGUGCCCGGCGGUGUCGAGGAUACCAAGUCGGCCAUCAUCCUCACCAACACCAUGACAGCCGGGGUCACCAAGUCCUUCAUCAUCUACUACUUCUACGACGGUCCCGAGCCGCCCACCACCGGCGCAUUCGCCAAGUUCCUAGACAUCGACUCCGUCAUAGACGUCACCUCGACACGCUCUUAUUCCGACCUGUUGAAUGCCAACGGUGCGGCUGCCGAGCUUCUCGUCUCCCGCAUUUCUUUCAGGACAUACACCAUCCCCUACCUCCCAGACGUACCGGGCAUGUUUUCCGAGAUAUCGGAAAAGUUCUCGUCCCUCUUGGCCGACCAUCUCUCCUCGCGCCCCACGGCCCUGUGCUCGGCCGACUUCCAGCCCUUCCCGUCCGUCAUCGGUCAGCACAGCCAGGACAGCGGAGGCAACGCCAUGGGAAUCUCCGGCCGCGACCCUCACCGCAUCAUCCUGGAGCUCCAGUGCGCCUGGGACUCGGAGACCGACGACGACAUCUUCCAGGGAGCCUCGAGGGACAUGGUCCGGUGGCUGGAGGCUAAGGUAGCCGACUGGACUUUUGACGGCGAGGAACCCUACCUCCCGCUCUUCAUGAACGACGCUGCCUGGGACCAGAACGUCACCGGGACCUACAGCCGCUACGCCGAGUUUAAGCAGAUCCAGAAGGCUGUCGACCCCACAGGUUUCUUCCCGACCAGGGGGGGAGGUUUCGUGUACUGA